AUUAAAAGUUAUUUAUGGAGUUCACUGUCUGGGCUCCACGCUAACAUCAAAGAUUAACAACGCGAAGUGUCUUUAUAUGUGCAUUCGCUAUUCAAAGCUGACGUAAUGGUAGAUUUAUUUGGUGGUCGAGUGAAUAAGGACCAAAACAUUAUCGUACUAAUCCUUUUCGGCGUUUGUUGUUUCAUAUUUGGACAUUUCUUUAGUGGCCUUGUUCAAAAUAAUGCUAUUAUCGUCGAUGAAUGGAAAGAUAUUGUUAUCUUUAUAGGAUCUUUAUGUCUGAAUAUAGGAGACACGAUCUUGCAGCUUUUAAAGGCUUGUAUCAUUCCACUGAUCAUCAUCUGUAUUUUAUAUGCUGUGGUUUGGCUGGACACCAGAACCGCAGAAAAUGUUGUUCGAUACUCGGCGAUUUAUUAUUUAGGCAUGAUACUUAUCACAGUUGGAAUUACACUGGCGUUGAGAGAGAAACUAGGGUGGAAUGGAAUUGCUAAGGAAGAGAAGUAUGGUACCAUCAAGUCACCUGGCAAAUCCUGCAGCGAUAUUCUUCAGAAAAGAUCAGAAGGCUGUUUUCCCGAUGACAUUUAUUGGAUUUCCAUUGAACCAAACAGAAAUAGAGAAAACGCAUUUCCAGUGUUUUGUGACAUGAAAUCAGGAGGAUUUACAAUGGCUUUCAAGGUUGUUUCUGGAGGCAACCGAUUAACAAGUAUUGGUAAAUUUUGGAAGCAGAAAUUACCUUCACAUGAAUCAAGUUUAGGAGCUCUUAACAAAUUUAAAUCAUUUACGGGACUUUAUAAAAAUCGUCUUGUCGAUCCAACAAAUUGGAACAAAGUAGUGUCGAGUGAGGUACGUUUUGUGUUGUACAAAAACGGCUUGGAACAGUUGGUCCUUAAGUUCAAAUGUCCGAAUUGCAGCUACAUCGACUGGUUUACACAACUUAACCUCGUGGAGUCCCCAUGGCAUGAUAUAACAUCGUCUACCUUUAACUACUUUACAAUAGAAGGUCGUUGCUUUAGAGACAGAUGUCGUGAUUUUCAUAUAAAUCACAACUAUGAUUAUUGUCCUAAGGAUGAUGGAUGGUUAAGCAUUGGAAACACUAUAGAAUGCCCCUGGGAGAAACGAUUUUCAGGAACAUCAUUUAUUUACAGCAUAGUUGGGCGACAUCAGAAUUACAAUGAAUACAAUUCUUUCUCUGGAGAUUCCGAUGUUUUGGCUAUUUUUGUGCGAUGACGAGCUUAGGCAAUGGUUGAAGUGAUCGUUUUUGAGGAGUUUUUUCGUCUUUCAGUGGCUUAUUCUAGUCCAAUCAAUACAUGCAUGGUUUAAGUAUAACAUUAUGUAGUUAGCUAUAGUGAAAUAAAAGACAAAAAAGACUAUUGAAGCAAAA
Xenia sp. Carnegie-2017 is the source of this 1378-nucleotide messenger RNA. RefSeq lists its product as uncharacterized. Gene Ontology annotation, cellular component: membrane. Gene Ontology annotation, molecular function: symporter activity. The transcript has 8 exons. The coding region runs from base 106 to 1224 and encodes 372 amino acids. Lineage: Eukaryota; Metazoa; Cnidaria; Anthozoa; Malacalcyonacea; Xeniidae. The record is from RefSeq and is a predicted model, not a curated record.